AUGACGCCACAGGAACUCUACUCGUCCCCGGCGCGGUGCCGGCGUCUCGCCGCCGCAUCGCCGGCGCUGGGCUCCCCCACCGGAGCGGCCCCUCCGCUCCUCUUCUGGCUGCUGCUGCUGGCGGGCCUGGCCGGGGUCCCACGGGCCCAGAAGGGCACCCAGCCCCACUCCAUCAAGAUCGAGGGGGACAUCACCCUGGGGGGGCUGUUCCCCGUCCACUCCCGGGGCCCUGCGGGGGUGGCGUGCGGGGAGAUCAAGAAGGAGAAGGGCAUCCACCGCAUGGAGGCCAUGCUGUACGCCCUGGACCAGAUCAACAGCGACCCCGACCUGCUGCCCAACAUCACGCUGGGGGCGCGCAUCCUCGACACCUGCGCCCGCGACACCUACGCCCUGGAGCAGUCUCUCACCUUCGUGCAGGCGCUCAUCCAGAAGGACAACUCGGACGUGCGCUGCUCCAACGGCGAGCCGCCCAUCAUCCCCGAGCCGGAGCGGGUGGUCGGUGUGAUCGGAGCAUCUGGCAGCUCCGUGUCUAUUAUGGUGGCCAACGUCCUGCGGCUCUUCGCGAUCCCCCAGAUCAGCUACGCGUCCACCGCCCCGGAGCUCAGCGACAACAGCCGCUACGAGUUCUUCUCAAGGGUAGUCCCCCCGGACUCCUAUCAGGCCCAGGCCAUGGUGGACAUCGUCAAGGCCAUGGGCUGGAACUACGUCUCCACCCUGGCCUCCGAGGGCAACUACGGAGAGAGCGGCGUCGAGGCCUUUGUCCAGAUAUCCAGAGAAACGGGGGGGCUAUGCAUUGCCCAGUCGAUAAAAAUCCCCAGAGAGCCCAAACUUGGGGAAUUUGAUAAACUUAUCAAUAGGCUCAUGGAGACGUCAAACGCACGUGGAGUGAUUAUCUUCGCUAACGAGGACGACAUCAAGCGGGUGUUGGAGGCGUCCAAAAAGGCAAACCUCACGGGUCACUUUGUGUUCGUGGGCUCGGACAGCUGGGGGGCCAAGAGCUCCCCGAUCCAGGACCUGGAGGACGUGGCGGAGGGGGCGGUCACCAUCCUGCCCAAGAGAGCCUCCAUCGAUGGCUUCGACCAGUACUUCAUCUCAAGAUCUCUGGAGAACAACAGAAGAAACAUCUGGUUUGCAGAGUUCUGGGAGGAUGACUUCAAAUGCAAACUGACCCGGCCUGGAGUCAAGUACGACUCUAGUCGGAGGAAAUGUACAGGUGAGGAGAGGAUCAGCAGGGAGUCCUCUUACGAGCAGGAAGGCAAGGUGCAGUUUGUGAUCGACGCGGUGUACGCCAUGGCCCACGCCAUACACAGCAUGCACAUCGAUCUGUGUCCUGGCUACAUGGGCAUCUGCGACAAGAUGGACCCCGUGGAGGGACGCAUGCUCCUCCAGUACAUCCGCUCGGUCAAUUUCAACGGCAGUGCUGGCACCGGGGUGAUGUUCAAUGAGAACGGAGACGCCCCGGGACGCUACGACAUCUUCCAGUACCAGAUCUCCAACGUGACCAACCCGGGCUACCGGGUCAUCGGCCAAUGGACCAACCACCUACGACUCAAUGAGGACGAGAUGCAGUGGAACGGCGGAGACGUGCGGAUCCCCGACUCGGUGUGCAGCUUCCCGUGCGAGCCUGGCGAGAGGAAGAAGAUGGUGAAGGGCGUGCCGUGCUGUUGGCACUGCGAGCUGUGCGACGGCUACCAGUACCAGCUGGACGAGUUCAACUGCGACACCUGCCCCAUGGACAUGAGGCCCCUGGUCAACCGCACGGGCUGCCGGCCCACGCCCAUCAUCAAGCUGGAGUGGAGCUCGCCGUGGGCCAUCAUCCCCGUCUUCCUCGCCAUCCUGGGCAUCCUGGCCACGUCCGGGUGCAUCUGCACCUUCAUCCGCUUCAACGACACGCCCAUCGUGCGCGCGUCCGGCCGCGAGCUCAGCUACGUCCUGCUCACCGGCAUCUUCCUCAUCUACCUCAUCACCUUCCUGAUGAUCGCCGAGCCCAGCUCUGGGGUGUGCGCCUCUCGCAGGAUGCUGCUGGGCCUCGGCAUGUGCAUCAGCUACUCGGCCAUGCUCACCAAGACCAACCGCAUCUACCGGAUCUUUGAGCAGGGCAAGGUCGCCGUCUCCCCGCCCAAGUUCAUCAGCCCCGGGUCCCAGCUCGUCAUCACCUUCAUCCUCAUCUCCGUGCAGGUCCUGGCCGUGUUCAUCUGGUUUGGCGUGGACCCCCCCCACACCAUCAUCGACUACGAGGAGCAGAAGCCCCCCAACCCAGAGUUCGCCCGUGGGGUGCUCAAGUGUGACAUGUCGGACCUGUCCCUCAUCCUGUGCCUCAGCUGGAGUAUCGUGCUGAUGAUCACGUGCACGGUGUACGCCAUCAAGAGCCGCGGGGUGCCCGAGACUUUCAACGAGGCCAAGCCCAUCGGCUUCACCAUGUACACCACCUGCAUUGUCUGGCUGGCCUUCGUGCCCAUCUUCUUCGGAACAGCGCAGUCGACUGAAAAGAUGUUCAUCCAGACCACCACGCUGACGGUAUCCAUGAGCCUCAGCGCCACCGUGUCGCUGGGCAUGCUCUACAUCCCCAAGGUCUACGUCAUCAUCUUCCACCCGGAGCAGAACGUGCAGAAGCGCAAACGCAGCCUGAAGGCCGUGGUGCAGGCGGUCACCGUGUCCAGCAUCAAGGAGAAGGAGAAAACCAACGGCGCCAAGAUGGUGCCCGACCGGUCGCAGUGA
This is a messenger RNA of Gadus chalcogrammus (walleye pollock), 2718 nucleotides long. It is a transcript of the gene grm6b, whose product is annotated as glutamate receptor, metabotropic 6b. Gene Ontology annotation, biological process: G protein-coupled glutamate receptor signaling pathway; regulation of synaptic transmission, glutamatergic. The transcript is spliced from 10 exons. NCBI's taxonomy places the organism in Eukaryota, Metazoa, Chordata, Actinopteri, Gadiformes, Gadidae. Gene Ontology annotation, molecular function: adenylate cyclase inhibiting G protein-coupled glutamate receptor activity. Bases 1 to 2718 code for a protein of 905 amino acids. Gene Ontology annotation, cellular component: membrane. The record is from RefSeq and is a predicted model, not a curated record.